Lontra canadensis (Northern American river otter) is the source of this 1931-nucleotide messenger RNA. RefSeq names its product G-patch domain and KOW motifs (gene GPKOW). Gene Ontology annotation, cellular component: spliceosomal complex. The record is from RefSeq and is a predicted model, not a curated record. Gene Ontology annotation, biological process: mRNA splicing, via spliceosome. The transcript has 11 exons. NCBI's taxonomy places the organism in Eukaryota, Metazoa, Chordata, Mammalia, Carnivora, Mustelidae. Gene Ontology annotation, molecular function: nucleic acid binding. Bases 267 to 1715 code for a protein of 482 amino acids.
GAAGGAAUACCUGGCAAGAAUGAAUCUACUUCUGCCCUACCUACCUCACCCAAGAACUACAUUUCCCUUUAUGCUUGGCGCGACGCGCUCCUAUGAAGUAAAAAGGGCGACAAUUACUUUCUAAGGCCCCUUUUUCAACUUCGCGGCUGCUACCGCAGUGUUAUGUGGGAAAGGUAGUUCUAGCGCUCGUCUUCUGGCCCUGGUCAAACAGAGCGCAAACUAAACUUUCCAGCAAGCAGCGCACUAGCCUGGGAAAGGGGGGCAAGAUGGCGGAUGCCGAAGAGGACGCUUUGAGGCCGUCGGGAUCCUCCGCUGCCCCAAUUUCAUUCAGUUUCAGUCGCACAUCUGCCCGGAGACGGCUGGCGGACGACGCGGGUGCGGCUCCAGAGGAGAAGGAUUUCUUAAAGACCGUGGAAGGGAGGGAGCUGCAAAGUGUGAAGCCCUCAGAAACCCCCAAGGAACUCGUCAUCCCUUUGAUCCAGAAUGGCCGUCGCAGGCAGCCACCGACCCAUGCUCCUGGGCCAUCCACAAAUACUGAGGCCUUGGUGGAUGGGCUGCUGUCCCAGGCUGUGAAGGAGCUCAUUGAGGACUCCAAGAAGUCCCUGGAGGAGAGAGAGAAUUCGGGUGUCGACCCCACGCUUGCUAUCCCCAUGAUCCAGAAAGGAUGCAUCCCUAACGGGGAAAGGGCAGACAGCGAGCCCCGGGCUGAGACAGUGCCGGAGGAAGCUGAUUAUGAGGCAGUCCCCGUAGAGGCCUAUGGGCUGGCCAUGUUACGAGGCAUGGGCUGGAAACCUGGCGAGGGCAUUGGCCGCACCUUCAAUCAAGUGGUGAAGCCCCGUGUCAACUCACUGAGGCCGAAGGGGUUAGGGCUGGGCGCCAGCCUGAAUGAGGUCCAGGCCCUGGUCUUCACUGGCGCCCACCACCUACCAAAGCCAGAUGAGAAGCAAGAGAAAGAUAAGGAAGACCAGCCUCAAGGACUGGUGCCUGGAGGGGCUGUGGUGGUUCUCUCUGGCCCUCACCGAGGCCUGUAUGGGAAGGUAGAAGGCCUUGAUCCUGACAAUGUCCGGGCCAUGGUUCGCCUGGCCAUGGGGAACCGCAUGGUGACCGUUAGUGAGUACUGCCUGCGGCCUGUCUCCCAGCAGGAGUUUGAGAAGAGCUCCUUGGAUCUCAGCCAGAUGAACAAAAGUUCCCCAGGACAACAGAACGGAACAGCCUCGUCAUCAUGGAAGGCCCUCCAGAAUCAGGAGCUCCCCGGCCGGCGGGAAGACUCAGAGAGGAAGCGGAAACACUUUCCCAACCGAGAAGGGGAGCCUGUAGCCAAGACUGAGAAGGUCGGUUCCCGGAGCCAGCACUGGUUGCACAGGGACCUGCGCGUGCGCUUUGUGGACAAGCAGCACAAGGGUGGCCAGUAUUACAACACCAAGAUGACGAUUGAAGAUGUCCUCAGCCCAGAUACCUGUGUGUGUCGAACAGAGGAAGGCCGGAUCCUGGAAGGCGUGAAGGAAGGCAUGCUGGAGACCCUCGUCCCCAAGGUCGAGGGCAACCGGGUGAUGGUGGUGCUGGGGCCACAGGCUGGAAGGGUGGGCCGCCUGCUGGGCUGGGACAGAGAACGGAACCAGGCCCUGGUGCAGCUGCGGAGAGAGAAUCAGCUGGUGGAGCUUCCCUAUGAUGCUGUCUGCCAGUACACAGGCCCCAGGGACUCAGAUGAAGACUGACCUGCAGCCCCACCCCUGGGCUGCUGCCAGCUCUGUACAGUGUGCAGAGCCUGUCUUCGCAGAGGUGGGGAGGUCGUCAUUCUGCCAUCUGCUUGCACUGCAGCUCCAGGACAAGGACGGGAUAGGGCAUGAGACAGAUGGACCAGAAGGGAGACUCGAAACUGGCCGAGACUUUUCCAGAAGUUAGCGUGUAAUAAAAAUCAUUGCCCAAACUUA